This is a messenger RNA of Ornithodoros turicata, 1867 nucleotides long. Its product is annotated as CWF19-like protein 1. The coding region runs from base 156 to 1715 and encodes 519 amino acids. NCBI's taxonomy places the organism in Eukaryota, Metazoa, Arthropoda, Arachnida, Ixodida, Argasidae. Gene Ontology annotation, molecular function: RNA lariat debranching enzyme activator activity; hydrolase activity. The record is from RefSeq and is a predicted model, not a curated record. Gene Ontology annotation, cellular component: post-mRNA release spliceosomal complex. The transcript has a single exon. Gene Ontology annotation, biological process: mRNA splicing, via spliceosome.
CAACAAAACAAUCCACCUCAGAAAAUGGCGCUUGCAGUGUACGAACGUCGACGACUCAACGUUGUGUUUAGGAUCACAAUUAUGUAAGCGAUCUGAUCAUGUUGUUGGUGUGAAUUCGGUGAGACGUAGAAGAAACCAACUACGUCGCUGCAAUCAUGGGUACGCCUUUAAAGAUAUUGGUGUGCGGCGAUGUGAACGGGCAGUUUCACAAACUUUUCGAUAGGGUUUCAAACGUAAACAAAAAGAACGGUCCAUUUGACAUGCUCCUCUGUGUUGGUGACUUUUUUGGAGAUGACCUUUCUGAAUGGGAGGAAUACAAAUCAGAAAUCCGAAAAGUUCCUGUUCAAACGUACAUUUUGGGUCCGAAGCGGGAAUCGUCUGUGGCCGAAUUUGAAACGAGUGACGGAUUCGACCUUUGCCCCAACGUAAUGUACUUAGGCAAGAAGGGUGUUCUCACAGGGAGCUCUGGCUUGAAGUUAGCCUACUUUUCGGGAGUCGAGAACCCAGACGGACAGUCUGGAGCUCACACAUUUUCGAAGACUGAGGCUCUGCAGUUCAUAUCACCCUUCAUCGACGAGCCUGGUUUUCGUGGUGUGGACAUUCUUCUGACGUCACAGUGGCCGAAGGGGGUGACAAAGUACGGACAGGGCGUCGAAGAAUCCCAGUACGACGCAUCAAAUGCCACGGCGAUGCUUGCCUAUUUCACUCGUCCCAGGUAUCACUUCAGCUCGUCCAGUAGCUGUUACUACGACCGGUUGCCAUACAGAAAUCACCAGGUUCUUCGUGAACCAGCACGACACGCGUCACGUUUCAUUUCAGUUGCCUCCGUAAAUAAUGCUGCCAAGUCGAAGUGGUUGUAUGCAUUCACAAUAGUGCCCAUGGUUGCCCUGUCAAAUGCCGAGCUGGUCAAGCAGCCCCCGGACGUCACAGAGUGUCCUUUUACUUUUACGCAAGACGACUUGAAGGCGGAAGAACAAGACAAAAAUUCCCAGUUCUUCUACGACCUCACACCGGUUCCCGAAAAGAAGCGCAAACACAACGACGGGGACAGGCAACACAACAAAAAGAAACAUCCCGUACCACAAGGGCCGUGUUGGUUCUGCCUAGCGAGCCCCGAGGUCGAGAAGCAUCUCGUGAUUAGUAUCGGUGAUUCCUUCUACGUCGCAUUAGCAAAAGGGGCGCUCACGCACGAUCACGUUCUGAUUCUACCCAUCGGACAUCAUCAGUCGACAGUAGAAAUGGAUCAAGACGCUUUGGAAGAACUCGGGAAGUUUAAAGAGGCGCUGCAAAAGUGUUACGGGGCAAAGAAGAAGAAAGCAGUGUUUUUCGAACGCAACUAUCGCAGUUCGCACCUUCAGAUCCAAGUCGUUCCACUGCCGGCUUCUCUCGUUCCCCGCGCAAGGUCUGUCUUCGUUGACUACGGCCAGUCCCUUGGCUUGGAUCUCGAUGAGAUUCCCCAGAAUUCAGAUCUGCGGCAAAUUGUUGGUGCUGGCAGGCCAUACUUCUACGUCGAGGUCGAAGGCACAAAGCUGCUGCACCGGAUACGAAAAAGCUUUCCUUUGCAGUUCGGGAGGGAAGUGCUUGCGUGCGAAGAACUGUUGGACAUUCCUGACAGGGUCGACUGGAGGCACUGCAAGAUGACAAAAGACGAAGAAUCUGAGGUUGUAGCGCGGUUCCGCGAGGAAUUUAACCCCUUUGAUUUUACGCUGAUGUAAAUGAUGCUCGUUUUGAGUUUUUUUUUUGUUUUGUUUUUUAUUCCUAAAAAUAUUGCGUAAAUAUGAGACUCUCAUUACACGGCCUUUCCUGUUGAAUCCGAUGCUUCUGUACAGAUGCUUUGGGUUAUUACAAACGUGCCUUUGAUACUGCA